AUGAAUUUAUUUUGUCUUACACAUUACCAGUUUAAAGAACUUGCGAGGAGUUACUACAUAGAGGCCAAGUGGUUCAGAGAAGGAUAUGUGCCAUUUUUCGAUGAGUAUAUAGGCAACGGACUUGAUAGAGCUGGUUAUUAUGUGCUCACAGCAUCAUCCUUUAUGGGCAUGGGAGCAAUUGCUACCACUGAGGUAUUUGGUUGGUUAAAAGAUAAGCCUAAAGUUCUUGUUGCUGCAAACACAAUUGUGAGGCUCAUGGAUGAUGUAGUAGAUUAUGAGGAAGAUCUAGAGAACGGACAUGUUGCUACAGGAAUUUUAUGCUACAUGAGGCAACAUCCUGGCAUGAUGUUAAAGGAAAAGGUAGUUGAUGUGUUCAAUAGAAGGGUUGAAAAUGCAUGGAGGGAUAUAAAUGAGGAAAUCCUCGUGCCAAACUCCAUCUCCAUGCAUCUCCUAACGAGAAUUGUCAACCUUUUAAGAUUAAUGGAUACCUUUUACAAGAAAACUGAUGGAUACACUCAUCCCAAUAAAGUAUGGAAAGAUCAUGUCAUCUCAAUGUUCAUUGACCCCAUACCUGUAUGA
Molecule: messenger RNA, 579 nt
Organism: Cornus florida
Lineage: Eukaryota; Viridiplantae; Streptophyta; Magnoliopsida; Cornales; Cornaceae
Product: valerianol synthase TPS1B-like
Exons: 2
Coding region: 1-579 (192 amino acids)
Molecular function (GO): magnesium ion binding; terpene synthase activity
Source: RefSeq, a predicted model, not a curated record